Molecule: messenger RNA, 1193 nt
Organism: Schistocerca serialis cubense
Lineage: Eukaryota; Metazoa; Arthropoda; Insecta; Orthoptera; Acrididae
Exons: 7
Coding region: 483-1046 (187 amino acids)
Source: RefSeq, a predicted model, not a curated record
CAAUGCCAUCGUACAUUCCGGCUAAACAUAAAGUUACAAGGCGUCUGCUGUAGUCGCUCUUGUUUCGGAAGAUAAACAGAUGAUAAGUGGAAGCCACAGAACCUGGAUAAAAAAAGGAGAGAGAAACUUCAGUUAGAAGAUGACAAGAUUUUGUGACAAAAAGGAGAAGAAGAAGAAAGCCAACUCAUCAGCUAAAUAAGUUCAGUUGCAAACAAUUUUUUUUAAAUAUGCCUAUUAGCAGUAGGGUGCUUGCUUGGAAUUUCAUCUCAUAAGGUAAAUACUGGCCGGCCUUUCAGGCUCCCUGCAAUUUCAGUUUUUUCAAGUGAAUUUUCCUUUUGAUACAGCAGAAUAAUUAAUAUCUCUCUCAAAAUGUAUUCAAGCAGAAAAGUAUUGUGCACACAUUGAUAACAGAAGCAUCAAAUAAAGCAAAUGCGAAAGAAGGAAGUGAAGCAAGGGCCUCCACAACACAUGAGCAAUUCAUCAUGGAUUCUACAGGAGGAGAUGUAGGAGCCACUCUGUCUGGAGAAAUAUGUAUCAAAGAAGAGCCUAUAUCAGCUGACACAUGCGGGAGACCAUCAGAAGAAACUGAACUGAACAACACUAAAGAAGAAACUGUUAUACCAGCUGACAUAUGCGGGAGACCAUCAGAAGAAACUGAACAGAACAACACUAAAGAAGAAACUGUUAAAAUGGAAAUUCCUGAAGUUCUUACCAUACGUGAUUUCAAAUUACAUGUUAAGAGAAAGGUUGGAGCAAAAAACGAAGCCAAAAGAGUUGAUUUGGUUAGGCCUGUCCAAUCACGUUCACAUUUGACUCCAAAAAAGAGGAAAUUGGAAGAGAGGUACAGCUUAGAGGAAGCAGCAUAUGAAAUUAUUAGAAGAGAGUAUGCUCGAGUGAAAUCUGACGAAUAUUCACACUUUGGCAGAUUAAUUGCACAGAAAUUGAGGCGGCUCAAGUCUGAAAGGUUAAAAAAGGUGGCGCAAGUGGAGCUCCUAAGGAAAUUAUUAGAAAUUGAGAGAGAGGACAUGGAGGAAGACAAUCGUUAAUGUGGACGAUACUUCCUUUACUGUAAUGAUAGACUGUGUGCUGUAUGAGGUAUCCUAAUUUAUUUUAUUUUUUAUGUUUAUAAAAAAAUCUGUAUGUGUAUAUGUUGUUGAAAUAAUGUUUUUAUAAAAUAAAGUAGGAGUUACCUA